AUGCUUGAAAGACAUUCAAAUCCACCAGUUGGCCUGGAACGUGUUCAUCGAUAUUUUUGUUAUGUUUGUGGUACUCUAUUACCGCAUAAACUAGAAGCGAAUGAUUCUUUAAUUUGUCGAAAAUGUAAAACAUCGACAUUUAUGCGUUGGUUUAACAAUAUAGAGGCAAGUUUUAAUACAGAGAGUAAAUCAAAAAAUAACACAGUUAACGGGAUCGAUGUCCGUAAUGAUGGCGAUGCCGAGGAAUCAACGUGUUUAUUUUUUCCAUCAAUGAUAAAAGGGGCUAAAAAAAUUCUCAAAUCUGAAAUUGCCUUAAAACAAGCUUUAGAAGCACAACAAUUUGAAAAUGACACACCUCAGGCGGCGACAACCACAUUUGAUGGGCCAAGUAUACGUAAAGAAUGCGCUUAUUGUGGUAAUGACAGGAUGACUUAUGUAACAUUACAAACUCGUUCAGCAGAUGAAGGACAAACGGUUAUUUAUACUUGUACACAAUGUGCUAAAAAAGAGAUUGAAAAUACAUGA
Messenger RNA from Trichobilharzia szidati, 525 nucleotides. NCBI's taxonomy places the organism in Eukaryota, Metazoa, Platyhelminthes, Trematoda, Strigeidida, Schistosomatidae. The record is from the annotation of a GenBank genome assembly.